AUGGUUGGCCUCGACGCGUUCUUCCUUUUGUUCGCAUGGUUGCUUCUCUGGACACCUUCAGCCAAUGCGAAUACAGAGAAAAUCAUAUUCUCCGUUCCCGAUUCUCCUAAUAGUGCUUUGGAAAGUGUGAUCGACGGAUCCAAAUUCAAUGUGAUUGGCUUGCUAUCACCAGCGGAAUCGCCAGAAAAACUGCUUCUACGGACUGAACUUCCACGGGAAUUUCCAUCCGAAUCUGCGCCUCACGGUAUCGACUCUUGGGUUCACUUGAAGGGCUUGAAACCGGGUGCUCGAUAUGAGGUCCGAAUCUGCUGGGCAGCAACAACUCCGUCUGACUUCUGGUUGAGUGUCCACUCGCCACACGAUCAUAAAUAUAAUUCCGAUGUUUAUCUCAAAAUAUCAGCAAUUGCUGAUUAUUAUACCACAAAUGCCACGCUCAUGGACAGGCCGGAACCGGUCCUGGUUGACAUCAUCCUCGACGAAUUUCUACUAGGAGUACUACCCCGUUCUCUGCUCAACGUCGGACUCUUCAUUGUCGUAGUGGCUGGGGUAGCUUGGUACGCAGGGUCCAAGGUGGUUCAAUGGUUGGAUGUCAUUACAACAAAGGGCCUCAAAGAUAAAGUCGCGUAA
Molecule: messenger RNA, 627 nt
Organism: Orbilia oligospora ATCC 24927
Lineage: Eukaryota; Fungi; Ascomycota; Orbiliomycetes; Orbiliales; Orbiliaceae
Exons: 2
Coding region: 1-627 (208 amino acids)
Biological process (GO): GPI anchor biosynthetic process
Cellular component (GO): mannosyltransferase complex; endoplasmic reticulum membrane
Molecular function (GO): mannosyltransferase activity
Source: RefSeq, a predicted model, not a curated record